Molecule: messenger RNA, 4640 nt
Organism: Galleria mellonella (greater wax moth)
Lineage: Eukaryota; Metazoa; Arthropoda; Insecta; Lepidoptera; Pyralidae
Exons: 10
Coding region: 128-2149 (673 amino acids)
Biological process (GO): protein dephosphorylation
Molecular function (GO): protein serine/threonine phosphatase activity; cation binding
Source: RefSeq, a predicted model, not a curated record
GUUUUUUUAUUAUAGCAAUACCAUCGACGGCGGUUGAUUGACUCCGUUGGCUUGCCGCCUGCGCGAUUUUUACAGAUUUUCGCGCGUGACUAGUUAUUUUAUGUUUAAUUAUAAAUAACAUUCCAUUAUGGGUGCAUAUUUAUCCGAACCUGUAACCGAGAAAGUGUCAAGCGAUGAAGCAAAUGAAAAAUUAGAAUGCGGCGCAAGCUCCAUGCAAGGAUGGCGUGUCAAUCAAGAGGAUGCACAUAAUACUAUCCUAGAUUUUGACGUGAACACGUCUCUUUUUGCUGUUUAUGAUGGUCAUGGUGGUGCCGAAGUUGCUACGUACUGCUCUCAAAAAUUGCCAGAAUUCAUUAAAAAUACAGACGCAUACAAAAAUGGAGAACUAAUUAAAGCAUUAGAAGAUGCAUUCCUUGACUUUGAUGCUAAUAUUGCUACAAAAGAGGUUAUGGAUAUCCUAAAGGAAUUAGCAGGUGAAAUAAACCCACCUGGUCCCAGCGACAAUGAAGAAUCUGAUGAUGAAAAUGUUAGUAAUCUAUACCAAGAGGCACACCUUCCUUUGCAGGAAGUACUGGCAAAAUAUGAGAACAAGCUCAGUACACUUCACCGUGCUAGACUUGGAGAUACAGCCACACCCCUUUCCCCAUGUUUAAGGGCUAAGAAGAACUCUGAUGAACCUGGAGGCUCUGGUAGAGGUGCAUCAAGUUCUAGUACUGGAUUUACAUUCGCAGCAGGGUCAAGCUCGGAGCAAUCUGCUGAUGCUGCUUCAUCCAGUAAAAAUGGGCAGUCAACAGAGAAAGAGGAAGGCAAUCCAGAAGAAGACACUGGUGGAGUAUCUUCAACAAACUCAAAUGAGGAAGAUAAAGAUUUGAAUGGAGAGGUAUCAACAAGUGAGCCAGGUAAAAAAACAGAUGAACAAACCAAAAUGGAUGUUGACAAAUCAAACACAACAGCACCAGACAGUUCUGAAGAUAAUUGUGACCAACCAGAACAGAGUGAAGAUGCCAAGAAAGUAGCAGUUAAAGAAAAUGGUUCUGACACAUGCAAUGGGGAAGUUACAGAUUCAAAACAAGCUGAGGGUGAAGAACACGACAUUACUUCAUCAAAUGGUUCCACCACUCCAGUUAAAAGUGGAAAAGCCAAAGACAAAACAUCACCUGUAUCGAGUUCGGAUAAAGUAGUACCAGAAAGGCCUAAAAAAGCCAAACUCCGACGUGCUGCAGUAGCCGUAUACGAAUCUCUGCUGCGACAGGCUGAAGAUGAUGAUGAAAGUGAUUCCAAUGACGAGACAUUUGAGGGUGGCGAGAUUAAUUCUUCAGACGAGGAAAAUUGCAAUGGCGUGGAGGAAUCCUCAAAUGACGGUGAAGGGGAAGAAGAGGAAGAUGAAGAAGAGUAUGAAGCUGAGUCUAGUGAUGAUGAUGGCGAGGAAGACAUCAGUAUGACUGAAGAACCUGGGAAUGACAGCGGCUGCACAGCUGUUGUAGCAUUACUCAAAGAAAAUGAAUUAUAUGUGGCAAAUGCUGGAGACUCUCGCUGCAUCAUCUGCAGGGAAGGCAAAGCCAUAGAUAUGUCCAUAGAUCACAAGCCAGAGGAUACCCCAGAGCAUGAACGUAUCACAAAAGCUGGUGGCAAAGUAUCUAAUGAUGGUCGCAUUAAUGGUGGUCUUAAUUUAUCGCGCGCUAUUGGUGACCAUUCAUACAAACAAAACAAAAAUUUGGGUCCAAAGGAGCAAAUGAUCACAGCACUCCCUGAUGUCAAGACGUUAACCAUUGACCCUGAAAAAGAUCAAUUUAUGGUUUUGGCUUGUGAUGGUAUUUGGAACUUCAUGUCUAGUCAAGAUGUUUGCGACUUUAUCUUACCAAGACUGGUAGAAGGCAGAGAAAGAUUAUCCCAGAUUUGUGAAGAGAUGUUUGACCAUUGCUUGGCACCAAGCACAAUGGGCGAUGGAACGGGCUGUGACAACAUGACGGCUAUUAUUGUACGGUUUAAGAAUGGUAUUAUUUCCGACGUUGCGAAACACACAAGCAGUACUGAGGGCACAAAAAAACGAGCCGCCGAAGAGGAACCCAGCCAAGAUGAACAACAGGAGUCCAAAAGGCAAAAGUUUGAUGAUACCCUAUCAAGUUCAGUAGUGACUUCGAGUGUGUAGAUAUAGGCAUAUAAUCUAAGGAUUAACAGUGUUCAAGCCACGUAUAGUAUUGUGAAAUGAUUGUUGGGACUGUAACACUAAAUGCCUCUUUCAUUUGGGAUUUCAUUAAACAUAUUUAAUUUUUAUAAUUUCACAGGAUAUCUUCCUGCUAUUUGACAUUUAUGGAUGAUAGAUAUCGCAUCCAAAAAUCUCUUCUGCCAAUGAGCAACACAUUAGACUUAGUACAUUUAAAGAUAAAAAUGUUUAUUUUGCAGCAGGGUGAAGUGGGAGACAAAGAUCUAUAAUAUAAUUUUCAAUUAAUUAGUCAUGUAGUUGUAUCAACAAGUGAUAGAAAUUAUGCAUGCACAUAGCUUUGAGUACCUAAUGAAGUCCAAAAAAUUUAGAUGAAUACAAAAUUGUAAUAAUUCCAUAUUUAUUUAUAUAUUCUCUUAAACAUGAAACUGCUAAAAAGUAUAAUAUUGCGUCAUGUUUUUACAAUUUUGUGAUUUUUCCUUAUUAUCAUUUUACGUUAUUUCAAAAUCUAAUCAAUGUUUAUUUAUAUCACAAUGAUUUCAAAUUUAUAGUACUCAAUUUUCUAGCUUAAUUGUAUUGAGUGGACUUUGAAAUAAUUUAGUUAUAAAACGAUAAUAAGAAAAACCACAAAAUUUGAGAGUAGAUCGCGAUUUUUUUUUUCAAGCCUUAAGACGACAGUCUUAAAUCGUUUUCCAGAUGAUUAUGUUACAGUAGAAUCUCGAUUAUCCAAAUCAAAUUAUACUGAAAAUCAAGAUUACUCAGUAUAAUCGAAAAUCCGGAUAAUCGGUUUCAAAGUCAAAUCGAACAAUUAAAUUUUAAUAUUUUUAUUAUGUAAAGGAUUUUACAUACGGCAUGUAGACAAUACGAUAUAAAAAAAAAUAUGAGCUAUAAUAUAAUUUAAAAUUUUGGUUGAAAAUAAUUAGUUGACGUAAUUAAUUACAUUUUUUUUUUUUAUUUUUAAUUGUCUACAAAUAAGUCGGUUGUUGAAACACUAUCUCGCAACAAUUGUGAUAUAAGAGCGGGAUUACUCACACGUUGGGCGGGAAACUUGUAACAUGUGUCGUUGUGCCGUGAAAUUAUUUCGAAAUCGGUAAAUGAGCCGUGAAGAAUAAGUCCGGAUAAUCGAUGUUCGAAUAAUCAAGAUUCUACUGUACUUAAAAAAAACUUGAGCAGAUAAAUGGAUUAUUAUCAAAGCUAUGUAUUCUACUUUAUGGUGCGGUAACAUUUUGGUAGUUUUAAUCAAUUGGGGUGCAUACUCGCCUAAACCGCACUGAUUUAUUAUUGAAAAUAUUUAUUUGUGACAACAAAUAUUUUUAAGAAUAUUCGGGAGCUAAUAAAUUGAUUAAAGAAAUCUUUAAUAUUUAUUUGUCAAUGAUUUAAUUAAAUGCUGCUUGCAAAAUGUUCAUUAGUUAUUUAUACCUUAUUAGUCACGUUUAUUUAUAAUAAAAGGAAAUAAUAAUUUUGCAUUAUUUGAUUAAAUCAUGACAACCAUAUUGCUGAAUGUUAUUGAAGAUUUCUAUUUAAUCUUGAGUAUAUAUCUACUAACGAGUAUACAGCUUUAGGGGAGAAAUUUCUCUUAUGGAUAAACAUGAGAACUGACUUGUUGAUGUAGUAAUUAGUGUGUAAGCUGUAAGUGUAAGUUGCAGAAAUAUUGUCUUAAAUUAAUUAUAUUCCAAUUUUUUUUAAGGAUAAUGUGUAUUUCUGGUUGCUUAGGAGGCAGGUUUUCUUAAGUAUGUUUUUCAGGUGUAUUCUAAUAAUAAUGGCUAGGUAUAAAUCACAUGCUGGCUAAGGACCUUAAGGGUAUGAUAAACAAUGUGCCAUUUUUAAAGGCCGCUGAUAGACUAAUAUAUUUUUCUUGUUACACACUUUGCUUUCUUGUGCAAUCUUAAAAAAAAUAAUUGUUCAAAAUGUAAUGAUGUUCUGGCAUUAAAUAUCUGUGAAAAUUUGUGAAAUUAUAAAUUGCAUACAUUUUCAUUUUGUAUAACAAAAAAAUGUUUUAGGUCACUGAAAAUCCGUACAGGUGGAACAACAGUACCAAGACGAAAAUAUUGAUUUUUUUUUUUAAAGAGGACAAAUGUAAAUCUGAUUUAAUAAUCUUUACCAAAAAUGUACUUAUUUGACAUUAAUUAAAUCCAGAUGUACAUUUAUGAUUUUAUGAAAAAAUUGUUACAUUGGCAUGUUCCUACUGUAAUGUUAGAAUUGUUCUAAAUUAAAAUCGGAAUCAAGGAAUGUAUAUUUCAAUUAUUUAUCUGUGUUACUCUGUAGUAAUAAGUAGUUAUAUUUUUGUAAUCACAGGUAUUGUAAAAAUAAACGCAUACUACAUAUUUAUGUUAAUAAAUUCCAGUUCCUUACAUUCUUAAAUUGACGGCGUGAUGCAGAAAUAAAUUAUGGAAAUAAUCCAUUAAUUUACAAUUCGAUUGUAGAAACUGUUUCCAUUAUAAUGUGUGUUUCAGUGAAAAUUACAUUUUUACAGACUGAA